AUGGCGAAUUACCAACAACCCUCGCGAUUAUUAAGUCCUCUUCCACAAGAUCAUUUACAAGCUUUGCCUCCGGUAGCAAUCCCUUAUUUGAUUCCCCAACAAAUUCUUACUCCAGUAUCAACUCCUUCAACUUCCCAAGUUCUUGUACCAGCAACAAAUUCUCCUUUAUUUUCUCAGCACGUUAUUGCUCCUGCAGCGAUUUUUCCUUUAACUGCUCAGCAAAUUCCUGCUCCAUUAGUGACGCCUUCGACUACUCAGGAAUUUCUUGUUCCGGAAGAUGUUCUUUUCUUAACUUCCCAACGUGUCCUCGAUCCAAUAGAAACUCCACUUUCGAUUAAUCAACAAGUUCAUACUUCAGCAGAACCAGCAGAAACUCUUCCUUUAAGUACCCAACGUGUUAUUACUCCGGCAGCGAUUCCUCCUUUAACUUCCGGUCAAGUUUCUGCAUCAUCAACAACUUCAACUUCCCAACAAGUUAUUGAUCCAUCAGCGACUCUUCCUUUGACCUCCCAACAAGUUCUCGCAGCGGCAGAUUUAACUCUUCCGCCAGUCCCUGCUCAAGAAACACCAGCAACAAUACCUACUUUAUCUUAUCAACAAUCUCUUUCCACAACAACGACCUCUUUUUUAAUUUUCCGACAAAAUCAACUCGAUUUGAUUCAAGGAAAUACAUUUCCACUCAGUUCCACUCAAACAUUGAAGCCACUGGAUUUUAAGGAGAUGCUGUUUAAAGGGGAUAAUAAUUUGUAUAGAAAUGAGUAA
This is a messenger RNA of Acaulospora morrowiae, 762 nucleotides long. Lineage: Eukaryota; Fungi; Glomeromycota; Glomeromycetes; Diversisporales; Acaulosporaceae. The record is from the annotation of a GenBank genome assembly.